UGGCGGAGCCGGGCGGCGCGGCCGCGGGCGGGAGCGGCGGCGGCGGCGGGAUGAUGCGCAGCCAGUGCCUGCUCGGGCUCCGCUCCUUCGUGGCCUUCGCCGCCAAGCUCUGGAGCUUCGCGCUCUACCUGCUGCGGCGGCAGGCGCGCACCGUGAUCCAGUACCAGACCGUGCGCUACGACGUCCUGCCCCUGUCGCCCAUCUCCAGGAACCGCCUGAACCAGGUGAAGAGGAAGAUCCUGGUGCUGGACCUGGACGAGACCCUGAUCCACUCCCACCACGACGGAGUCCUGAGGCCCACGGUGCGGCCCGGCACCCCCCCCGACUUCAUCCUCAAGGUCCCGAAACCGCCCAAAAUCCCCUCAAAUCACCCCGAAAUUCUGGGAAUUUUCCCAAAAUUCCAUGGAUUUCCCCCAAAAUUCCCAAAUUUCCCCCAGGUGAGCCAGUGGUACGAGCUGGUGGUGUUCACGGCCAGCAUGGAGAUCUACGGCUGCGCCGUGGCCGACAAGCUGGACAACAACCGCAGCAUCCUCAACCGGCGCUACUACCGACAGCACUGCACGCUGGAGCUGGGCAGUUACAUCAAGGACCUGUCGGUGGUGCACAGCGACCUGUCCAGCAUCGUCAUCCUGGACAACUCCCCCGGCGCCUACCGCAGCCACCCAGGGUGGGAUUACCCCCAUUAUUUUUUGGAAUUCGGGGGGAUAACCCCCAUUGUUAUUUUUUGGAAUUUAGGGUUCACGGCCGACGUUCGCUCCGUGCUGAGCCGCAACCUCCACCAGCACCGCCUGUGGUGA
Messenger RNA from Lonchura striata (white-rumped munia), 797 nucleotides. The record is from RefSeq and is a predicted model, not a curated record. Lineage: Eukaryota; Metazoa; Chordata; Aves; Passeriformes; Estrildidae.